AUGAAGUUCAUGGAUAAGCUGCCGACCGUUAUAAGCUGUUGUUUCUGUUGUUUCUUAAGGGCUGGAACUGUGAUGAUAGCCGCAUUUUCUUUCAUCGUCGGUUUGACUUUCGCGCCAAACGUGAACCAAACGUCCGGGUUCUGGGACAUGGAGAAUGUGCUCUCGAACUUCAGCACAUCAUCGGAGACGACCGUCCAAAUGGUUCUCGGCAUGGCGUCCAUUUUGUUGUGCUCCGUCAGUGUUUUACUUCUAUUGGGAGCCUGUUGUAACUUACCGGUGCUGAUCGAGAUCUACCAGUGGGGGGCUAUCGUCUACAGCAGCACAGUUGUCUUGCUCUUUACUUUCCUUAGCACGUUCUGUUUCUUCGUCCACAAUAACUGUCUGAUGGCUGGAGGCGUUCUGCUCUGUCUUAUCUUCGUUGUAGUGCUUUCUAAGCGGCGCCAAAAGAAGCGGUCGGCCGGGGGAGCACCGGCUGACACUUUGGCCCCCGCUGAGGCGUUCGAGCCCGAUAGCGGGGACAAUAGAGUAGGGGAGGGGGCGAUGGAUGUGGUCCAGCCUUAA
Messenger RNA from Bombyx mandarina (wild silkworm), 561 nucleotides. RefSeq lists its product as uncharacterized. The record is from RefSeq and is a predicted model, not a curated record. Lineage: Eukaryota; Metazoa; Arthropoda; Insecta; Lepidoptera; Bombycidae.